Molecule: messenger RNA, 1339 nt
Organism: Amphimedon queenslandica
Lineage: Eukaryota; Metazoa; Porifera; Demospongiae; Haplosclerida; Niphatidae
Product: probable 28S rRNA (cytosine-C(5))-methyltransferase
Exons: 12
Coding region: 20-1276 (418 amino acids)
Biological process (GO): rRNA base methylation
Cellular component (GO): nucleolus
Molecular function (GO): RNA methyltransferase activity
Source: RefSeq, a predicted model, not a curated record
GUUGCCCACGUGCGUUGAGAUGGCUAGGAGAGAAAGUCUUUAUCAUGAUACUGCUCGACUUAUUGACGAGCUAGAAGCUAAAAAGGGGUCACUGAAGAGUCUAGCAUUCAAGACUAAAGGUUUGAGCCUGCCAAGAAAGAAAGCUCUCUUUGUCUUAGCAGAGAAAACAAUUCAAAAACAGACAGUAUUAUCUCAAGUAAUAAAGGAAUCGAAGCUUUUGGAGAAGACAACAAAAUUAACGCAGUCACUAAGUCUUGUUAUCUUAUAUGAGUUAUUUUUUGGACAAGAGAAGCUAACUAUUAAAGGUCCUUUAACCAGAUCAGUCUUAAAGCACAGUGUAUUAUUACGUCAAAUAUUCAAUAAAGUAUCAAAGGAUUCUCCUAGCGAUUCUACUUCUAGUGAACUGCCUCGAUAUGUACGACUUAAUGCAUUGAAAUGUGCUUCACCAGUUGAGCUAACAAAUGAACUGGUAAAACUGGGAUUGAAAGAGGUACCUUUUAAUAAGGAUAUACAGUUUAUUUUGAAAGACAAAGGCAAUGAUUGGUACUUCAAAGAUGACCUAAUUCCAGAUCUUUAUGUGUUACCUUACUCAGUAAAAUUAACUAAUACAAGUCUGUACACUAGUGGUAAGAUUAUACUACAGGAUAAAUCUUCUUGCAUUGCAAGUUAUGUUCUCUCUCCUCCUCCUGGGGCUAGUGUGAUUGAUGCUUGUGCAGCUCCAGGCAGCAAGACAUCUCAUAUUGCAGCUGCAAUGAAAAACACUGGGUCCAUACAUGCUUUUGAUCGUGACAAGAAAAGAUGUGAUGCUAUGAAGGCAUUGCUAAGAAAAUACAACGUCACGUGUGUCACAGUUAGUAAUAUGGACUUUUUGAAAGUAUGCCCCGAAGAUUACUCUAACGUCCAGUACAUCUUAGUAGAUCCCUCUUGCUCAGGAUCUGGUAUCAUAAGAAGACAAGAGAUACAUAGCUCAGUAUCUCCUCAGAGACUAACAUCUCUCUCAAGAUUCCAGUCCAUGAUACUGAAGCAUGCACUGUCCUUCCCCUCAGUAAAGAGAGUUGUUUACUCAACAUGUUCAAUACAUCCUGAAGAAAAUGAAGGAGUUGUGUCUGAAGCAUUGAGUGCACACAAGGAUCAGUUCAAAUUGGUUCACAUCUUACCCGAUUGGACUAACAGAGGACUGGCAGAAUAUGAGGGAGGGUCGUGCUGUGUUAGAGUAAUACCAUCAGAAGAUUUUUGUCAAGGAUUCUUUGUAGCAUCAUUUGAGAGAAUAGAUUAGCUCCAAUAUAUUGUAGACAUCAUUGUGAAUGUACAUAAAGCAAACUAUUGUGUAAAUUAUUAA